AUGGAUUCAUUCAGGGUGAUUCGUAUCAAUAACCUCUAUGAUAUUUGGAUGAGGACGUUCUACAAGCAGGCGCAACACCGCCCUCUCAUCGUUCAAAAGGCCAGAGUGAAAUAUGGUUUCCGAGGCAUAAUCCCACAAGAUGCGUGGGGUGGCAUCACUACAAGGAGGCUCAUAUAUCCUGCACACCUUCAAAACGAUGUGAUCAUCGACAUUGUAGACUUAGCCCGCUGCUCCGACACCGAUAAUGUCAAGGCCCAUUUGAUACUGAACCGCUAUGGUAAAAUCAGCGCUGUCGAUGAAGAAGGUAACUUGGCUUGGGUUGAUAAAAAUGGUCUUUGCGGCUUGCCAGGUACAGGACAAUUCAGCAAUUUGGAGCCUGGAGGUGAAAAGGUCCUAGGACGUACCCUUGAAAUAAGAAAAUAA
Molecule: messenger RNA, 423 nt
Organism: Histoplasma capsulatum G186AR
Lineage: Eukaryota; Fungi; Ascomycota; Eurotiomycetes; Onygenales; Ajellomycetaceae
Exons: 2
Coding region: 1-423 (140 amino acids)
Source: RefSeq, a predicted model, not a curated record